Molecule: messenger RNA, 3864 nt
Organism: Dryobates pubescens (Downy woodpecker)
Lineage: Eukaryota; Metazoa; Chordata; Aves; Piciformes; Picidae
Gene: PIK3R2
Product: phosphoinositide-3-kinase regulatory subunit 2
Exons: 15
Coding region: 365-2545 (726 amino acids)
Biological process (GO): insulin receptor signaling pathway; phosphatidylinositol phosphate biosynthetic process
Cellular component (GO): phosphatidylinositol 3-kinase complex
Molecular function (GO): 1-phosphatidylinositol-3-kinase regulator activity; protein binding
Source: RefSeq, a predicted model, not a curated record
UGGGGAGGAAGACGAAGCUGCUCGGGGUGGGGAGCUCGCUCUGCCUUCGCCCUCUGGACUGCAAACCCCCUCCUUUCCUGGUGGAGCAGCCCCUGAUCUCCUGUUUCCUCGCUGCAUGCCCGCUCACCAGUGCUGGAUUAUGUUUGUCUCCUUCUCCCUGUGCUCCAUCAUUUGGCUGAAUCGUGGUUUCAAGCUAAGGAAAAGGGGCUGCACCUAAGCGCGCCGGGGACCCCCGACCGGGCUCCUGGGGGGCUGCUUCCCGCAGAGACGUUCAGGCAGCUGAUGGGGGAGAGCUGUCUCUGAGAUCCCUCCUUUUCCACCCAAACCCUGCUGCUUCUGCCUGCAGCGCCCCGCUCCCGCGGCCAUGGGCAGCACCGACGGGUUCCAGUACCGCGCGCUCUACCCCUACCGCAAGGAGCGCGAGGAGGACAUUGACCUGCAGCCCGGGGACAUCCUGGUGGUCAGCAAGGGGGCCCUGCAGGCCCUGGGCUUCAAGGAUGGGGACGAGCAGACCCCCAAUCAGAUUGGGUGGAUCCUGGGUGUCAACGAGCGGACCAAGCAGAAGGGAGACUUUCCUGGCACCUACGUGGAGUACGUGGGGCCUGUGAAGAUCUCCGUCCCCUCGCACCGGCCCCGGGUGCAGAGACCCCUGCCCGCGACGCCCGGGGCCACCGGGGGCCGGCCGCAGGAGGCCCUGGAGCAAGGGUCUCCUCUCCUGGACUUGCAGGAGCAGUUCACCCCCCCUGAGAUUGCACCACCGCUGCUGGUGAAGCUGGUGGAAGCUAUUGAAAAGAAAGGGCUGGACAGUGAGAUGCUGUACAGGACGUCUGGCUGCGAGCUGCGGCAGGCGCUCAGGACCGAUUGGACCUUGGGUGACCUGGAGCCUUUCGAUGUGCACUCCCUGGGCGAGGCACUGCGAGGCUACCUGCAGGACCUGCCCUCCCCUGUGGUGCCAGUGUCAGUGCAUGGAGAUGUCCUUCGUGUCCUGCAGGAGGUCUCCCAGCCCGAGAACUGCCGGCAGCAGCUGCUGCUGGCCCUGGAGUCGCCUGCGGUGCCGCUGCAGAACUCUCUCACCCUGCAGUUCCUGCUGCGGCAUCUGAGGAAGGUGUUGCAGCAGGCCGAGAGCAACAGCCUCCACCCUCAGGCCCUGGCAGAGAUCUUCGGGCCCCUGCUCCUGCGGCUGCCCGGCGCCAGCCCAGAGCUGAGCCCUGACUUCUCUGUCCUGUUCCUGGAGAUGCUUCUGCAGACAAAGGAGUUGGAGCCAGAGCAGUUGCCUCCAGCCUUGCCUCCCAAGCCGCCCAAGCCGAAGCCCUGCGCCAGCCUGGCCAACGGGAGCAGCGUGCCCCUGCAGGAUGCCGAGUGGUACUGGGGGGACAUUUCCCGGGAGGAGGUGAAUGAGAAGCUCCGGGACACGCCGGACGGCACCUUCCUGGUGCGCGACGCCUCCAGCAAGAUCCAGGGCGAGUACACGCUGACGCUCAGGAAGGGAGGCAACAACAAGCUGAUCAAGAUCUUCCACCGUGAGGGCAAAUACGGCUUCUCGGAGCCACUCACCUUCAGCUCCGUUGUGGAGCUCAUCACACACUACCGGCAUGAGUCGCUGGCACAGUACAAUGCCAAGCUGGACACCAGGCUGCUCUACCCCAUCUCCAAGUACCAGCAGGACCAAGUGGUGAAAGAGGACAGCGUGGAGGCCGUGGGGGAGCAGCUGAAGGUCUAUCACCAGCAGUACCAGGACAAGAGCUGGGAGUACGACCUGCUGUACGAGGAGUACACACGCACCUCCCAGGAGCUGCAGAUGAAGAGGACGGCGAUCGAGGCCUUCAACGAGACCAUCAAGAUCUUCGAGGAGCAGUGCCAGACGCAGGAGAAGUGCAGCAAGGAGUACAUCGAGCGCUUCCGGCGCGAGGGCAACGAGAAGGAGGUGCAGCGGAUCCUGAUGAACUCGGAGAAGCUGAAGUCUCGCAUCACGGAGAUCCACGACAGCAAGAUGAAGCUGGAGCAGGACCUGAAGAAGCAGGCCUCGGAGAACAGGGAGAUCGACAAGCGCAUGAACAGCCUCAAGCCAGACCUGAUGCAGCUGCGCAAGCUGCGGGACCAGUACUUGGUGUGGCUGACCCAGAAGGGUGCUCGGCAGAAGAAAAUCAACGAGUGGCUGGGCAUCAAGAACGAGACAGAAGACCAGUACUCCAUGAUGGACGACGAGGAGGAGCUGCCCCACCACGAGGAGCGGACCUGGUACGUGGGGAAGAUCAACAGGCUGCAGGCUGAGGAGAUGCUGUGCGGCAAGCGGGACGGCACCUUCCUGAUCCGCGAGAGCAGCCAGAAGGGCUGCUACGCCUGCUCCGUGGUGGUGGAUGGUGACACCAAGCACUGCGUCAUCUACAAGACGGCGACGGGCUACGGCUUUGCGGAGCCCUACAACCUCUACGCCUCGCUCAAGGACCUGGUGCUGCACUACAAGCACACCUCCCUGGUGCAGCACAACGACUCCCUCAACGUCACCCUGGCACACCCGGUCCGCUCCCAGCCGCCAGCCAGAUGAGCAGCCCUGCUCGGCACCGCUGCCGUCGGCUUCUCCCCAGGGCGCUGCUUUCUGGCUCUGGACUCUCGCACCCUGUAUAGUUGAGUCUCUGUGCUCCUGCCCCUCCAGAGCCUCUGAGAUGUCUGUGACCGUUCCUGAUGUCCCUGUUGGUCAGUAGCUGAGAACCUGUGUUGGCUGAUGGGACACACACACAAAGAGCUGGGCUGUUGAUUCCCAGUGGGCUCCAGCCUCCAGGAGGUGGGAUCCAGCUGUGAUUGGAUUGCUGGGGGUGAGCACAGCCCCCUCCCCUUCCCCAUGGUCAGGUCCUCUCCUUGCUGUCAGGUCACCCCCUUGGCACCACUGCAGAGCUACCUUCCAAGCUCCUCGGCGCUGCGGCCUUGUCCCUGCCCGGCUGAGCGGCCACGGGCCAGGAGUUCCCUGCCUGGGUGCCAGAGGAGGCAGAGGAGGAGGCUCCCUGUGCCCCCCACUCUCGCUUCCCCUGGUGACCUUGCAGCCGUGGCUGGUACGAGGGGUGCUGCUUCCCCAUGCAGAGACUAUGUUAGGGAGGAAAGACUCCACCCUCCCUGGGGCCUCUCUGCUGAGGGCUCCACACCCUGCUGUGCCCAACCUCACCCUGCUGUUCCCUGGUGCCACCUCUGAGCGUUGCUGUCUGGGGAGGGAGGAUCCAGCCAGUGGGGAAUCCUCACCUUGGUCUUGCCAGCUAAGCUGUGAACUCUGUGCUGGUGCCCAUUGCUUUUCCCAGCAGAGCCCAUGGGAUGCUCAGCUGGGUGGUGGCUCUGCCAUCGUGCCCUGGCACAGCCAGCGGCAGCUCUGUCGACGUAGUUCCUCUGCUCAGCUCAUUCCCAGCACUGCUGUUUGCUGGCUGCCCACUCCUACACUAGGCAGCAGCUGAAGCAGGAGGGGACUGGAGGCUGCUGCACACCACAAGCCCCAGAUGAAAUGAAGGAGCAGCCUCCUGCCGCGGGCUGGGGGCCUGGAUGCGCACGGCUGGGGGUGUGUGACGUGGAGCUGUGCAGAGCUCUGAUCCUGGGCACUGGAUGGGGGGUGGGCAGGGACGGCUGGGGGCUGCUGCAGCACUGCCCCUCGGGGCUGCCUGGCACUUGCUGGGUCUUGAGUUCGAAGGGUGACAGAAGUGGCUGGGCCUGGGCUGAGGGCUGAGGCCAUGGUGGUGGUUGCUUCCCUGGGUUCUCCUGUGCCUGCCUGGCUGAAGCAAGCAGUCGCUGCCCUCCGGGCCUGCAGGAGGCUCUCUCCUGCAGGCUGCAUCCCCGGCCUGGGCUGCUGGGUGCUGGAACUUGGCUGCAGUUUUUGUGGUGACCCAG